GGAAGGAGGGAGGACAGGGGGCGCGGAGUCAGAGUGGCGCAGCAAGUAGCGGCAGGCGGCGGUGUGGGCGGCAGGGGUUGGGGGUGAGGUGGUUCCCUGUGGCGGACGCGGCCCGAGGGGGCCAAGAGACACCCCGGCUGCCACCCGGCCUGCUGGCCCUGGGGCCGGAGUCCCCGCCCGGGGACAUGGACCUCAACCGGAUCAUCCAGGCGCUGAAGGGCACCAUAGAUCCGAAGCUGAGGAUUGCGGCCGAGACUGAGCUUAACCAGUCCUACAAGAUUAUUAAUUUUGCCCCCAGCUUGCUUCAGAUCAUAGUCUCCGACCAUGUGGAGUUCCCAGUUCGUCAGGCAGCUGCCAUCUACCUGAAGAACAUGGUGACACAGUACUGGCCGGACAGGGAGCCUCCACCAGGAGAAGCGAUAUUUCCAUUCAAUAUCCACGAGAAUGACCGACAGCAAAUACGGGACAGCAUUGUGGAGGGGAUUAUUCGGUCCCCUGAUCUGGUGAGAGUCCAGUUAACAAUGUGUCUCCGAGUCAUCAUCAGACAUGAUUUUCCUGGCCACUGGCCUGCAGUGGUCGACAAGAUAGACUACUACUUGCAGUCACCAAACAGUGGGAGCUGGCUUGGCAGUUUGCUAUGCCUGUAUCAGCUGGUGAAGACCUAUGAAUACAAGAAAGCAGAGGAAAGAGAGCCUCUCCUGGCAGCCAUGCAGAUAUUUCUGCCGCGAAUUCAGCAGCAAAUCCUGCAGUUACUUCCUGAUGCCUCCCAUUACUCUGUGUUGCUGCAGAAACAGAUUCUGAAAAUCUUCUACGCUCUCGUUCAGUAUGCGCUGCCUCUUCAGCUGGUCAAUCACCAGACCAUGACAACGUGGAUGGAGAUCUUUCGGACCAUCAUUGACAGGGCGGUCCCUCCGGAGACUCUUCAGAUUGAUGAGGACGACCGGCCAGAGCUGGUGUGGUGGAAGUGUAAGAAGUGGGCACUGCACAUCGUCGCCCGUCUCUUUGAGCGGUAUGGAAGCCCGGGAAAUGUCACGAAAGAAUACUUUGAAUUUUCUGAAUUUUUUUUGAAAACCUAUGCAGUAGGAAUUCAGCAGGUACUACUAAAAAUUUUAGACCAGUACAGGCAGAAAGAAUAUAUAGCCCCUCGUGUUCUACAGCAAGCAUUCAACUAUCUCAACCAAGGGGUUGUCCAUGCUGUGACCUGGAAGCAGAUGAAGCCACAUAUACAGAAUAUCUCUGAAGAUGUGAUUUUUUCUGUGAUGUGUUACAAAGAUGAGGAUGAAGAGUUGUGGCAAGAAGAUCCAUAUGAAUACAUAAGGAUGAAGUUUGAUAUUUUUGAAGAUUAUGCUUCCCCCACCACUGCAGCCCAAAACCUCUUGUACACAGCUGCGAAGAAAAGGAAAGAGGUGUUGCCAAAAAUGAUGGCGUUCUGUUAUCAGAUACUAACAGACCCGAACUUUGACCCUAGGAAGAAAGAUGGAGCUCUGCAUGUGAUUGGUUCCCUGGCUGAGAUUUUGUUGAAGAAGAGUUUAUUCAAGGACCAAAUCGAGCUGUUCCUACAGAAUCAUGUAUUUCCGUUACUGUUGUCUAACCUGGGAUAUCUUCGAGCUAGGUCCUGCUGGGUGCUGCAUGCAUUUAGCUCCCUGAAGUUUCACAAUGAGCUCAACCUCAGAAAUGCAGUUGAAUUAGCAAAGAAGAGCCUGAUUGAAGACGAGGAGAUGCCAGUCAAGGUGGAAGCUGCCCUUGCGCUGCAGUCACUGAUCUCUAACCAGACUCAAGCCAAGGAGCACAUGAGACCGCACGUGAGGGCCAUCAUGCAGGAGCUGCUGCACAUCGUCAGGGAGACGGAGAACGACGAUGUCACCAACGUCAUCCAGAAGAUGAUAUGUGAGUACAGUCAGGAGGUGGCCUCCAUCGCUGUCGACACAACCCAGCACUUGGCUGAGAUAUUUGGUAAAGUUCUCCAAAGUGAAGAGUAUGAAGAAGUCGAAGACAAAACUGUCAUGGCCAUGGGAAUUUUACAUACGAUCGACACUAUCUUAACAGUUGUGGAAGAUCAUCAGGAGAUCACCCAGCAGUUGGAGAACAUCUGUCUGAGAAUCAUCGAUCUUGUUUUACAGAAGCAUGUCAUUGAAUUCUAUGAGGAAAUCCUUUCCCUGGCCUACAGUUUAACCUGCCAUGCCAUCUCCCCACAGAUGUGGCAUCUCCUGGGCAUUUUAUACGAAGUUUUCCAGCAGGAUUGCUUCGAGUAUUUCACAGACAUGAUGCCUCUCCUGCAUAAUUAUGUGACAGUAGACACCAACACGUUGCUGUCCAAUCCAAAGCACUUAGAAGUCUUGUUCACUAUGUGCAGGAAGGUACUGUGUGGAGAGGCAGGAGAGGACGCGGAGUGCCAUGCUGCCAAACUCCUGGAAGUCAUCAUUCUUCAGUGCAAAGGAAGGGGAAUUGAUCAGUGUAUCCCACUGUUUGUUCAAGUUGUCUUGGAGAGAUUGACCCGUGGGGUCAAGACCAGUGAGCUGCGUACAAUGUGUCUUCAGGUGGCGAUCGCUGCUCUUUACUACAACCCCGAGCUGCUGCUCCAUACCCUGGAGCAGGUGCAGCUGCCACACAACCCAGGCCCUGUCACCUCGCAGUUCAUAAACCAGUGGAUGAACGACACCGAUUACUUCCUUGGACACCAUGACCGGAAGAUGUGUAUAAUAGGGCUGAGCAUCCUCUUGGAACUGCAGAACCGACCUCCUGCUUUGGACGCCGUGGCUGCACAGAUCCUGCCUUCCAUUCUCUUCCUGUUCCUUGGCCUGAAGCAGGUCUGUGCUACACGGCAACUGGUAAACCGCGAAGAUCCCUCAAAAGCAGAGAAAGCCGACAUGGAGGAAAGUGAGGAGAUUUCCAGUGAGGAGGAGGAGGAGACAAGUGUUACUGCGCAAGCUAUGCAGGCACACAAUGGCAGAGGCGAAGAGGAAGACGAGGAUGAUUGGGAUGAAGAAGUUCUGGAGGAGACAGCCCUCGAGGGCUUCAGCACCCCAUUGGACCUUGACAACAGCGUGGAUGAAUACCAGUUUUUUACACAGGCUCUACUGACUGUGCAGAAUCGGGAUGCUGCCUGGUAUCAGCUGUUGGUGGCACCACUCAGCGAGGAUCAGAAGAGAAAGCUUCAGGAGGUGUACACAGUGGCAGAGCACCGAAGGACGAUGGCAGUUCUUGGCCACCUUGAUUUUGGGCCUCUGCAGGGAGGCUUCACAUUUGAGGACGAGGACGCCUUCUCUGCGUUUAACUUUGGGGUUGUGCCCAGCAACAACUGAAAGGCGCCUCCACCGUUCACCGACCAUCAUCACCGUUGCUGCGUAUUUCACAGGAUGCGUGUGGGCCACGAGGGAGACGAGGGGCUGUGUCAUCGGCAUCAGGCAGCCGUGGACUCGCUCACACCCUUCCCUUGUCCCUUCUAACCUGGAAUAUGUAUUUUUCAACAGCUACUGUAAUGUACGAAAUUAAAAAAAAAGCAGAACCAUUGAUCAGAAAGGACAAAGAAUCUGCUGUGAAGGCUGAGCGCUAAGGGGUUAGAAUUAGGUAUAUCGAUCAGCGCAUGCGCCUCAGGUUUUUGCCAUGCAGAAUCAGUGGAUUUAUGCGGAUAACAGUGCCUUCUGUUGUACAUGAAUUAUCAGAAAUUUUUUUGGAGUGCGUUGCAAUUUUUUUAAGUCACAAAACAUAUUUCUAGAUAACCUGUAAACCUUGGUUAUAUGUUAUUUCAGUCUGCAUUUUACUCUGCACUGACAGGCUAAAUUUAGUGCAAGUCUCACUCUGGUUUCAGAAACGUCCCUGCCCCUUUUGGCCACCCUUCGCCCAGAGGCUUUCUUCAAGGUUGGAGCUUAGGCAGUGGCUUUGGUUUUCCAUAAGGCAUCCACGGCUUUCCUGAGAUCUGUUGUAUAUUCCCUUUCUUGUCACAUUUUUCCCUCUUGAAUGGGGUGAUGUUUCUUUCAGGAUCACAAAUGUAUCGAUUACAUUGUAACCUGCUAAAUUCAGGCUUGGCAGCCGGCAGCAAAAGCCAGUUAGUCACAGUUAGUUCACUGGGCUUAGCAGCUGAGCAAGACUGAAGUUCUUAGGAAUCAUGUGUUUAAUUAUGCUGCAGGGGUUGGGAGCAUCCAAAUACGAAGGCACAGUGAUGGUCAAAGCAGACGGCCAUUACUCUGUGGGGACUUGGUGAGCAGUAACUUACCAUUCCAGCCAUGUAGGACAGGGCCCAAAGCAUUUUCUAAUUUUUCUUUUUUUCUCCUUCAGGCAGGCCUCAAAGUUUCAGUCCUCUCGACUCAACUCUGACUGCUGUUAACACACCCAGCUGAUUUUUUAAACUUUUUUUUAAGUCGGGGUCUUGCUACCCAGUUCUGGCUGGACUGUAAUUCUCUUUGCAGUCUGGUCUGGCCUCAGACUUGUGGUCUUCCUGCUUCCGCCUCCAAGGGGUUGGAGUUAUGGCCACUACAGAUGAUUCCAUUUAGUAAAAAGACCCAAUAGAUCUAGCAGCCUGCUUUCUCACAGUCUGAAAUUCCUCCAGCCUGAUUAGGGUUGUUCUUUAUUGUGGCUCAGUUGAGUUUUUAAAAUUCUCCAAGGGUUGGCCUCUUGAUCAGCUGGGUGUAUAGGUGAAUGAUGUCAGUAUUGCAUAUGAAUUCUCCUCAACUGUUCAAAAGCAGAACAUGAACCACAGAGCUUUCAUUUAGCAAAAUGGAAAUAUAUCAUCAGGACUUGAUGUAUUUCUGGAUGUGAUACCAUUUUGUUUCCGUGAAAUACAUGCAGUUUAAAUUUACAUCAGCAAACUGGCAGAAUUUUCUAGGUGCUUCCUGAAUUACCAACCCUUACUUACUCUUUGUUAAAAAAAAAAAAAAAAAAAAAAGAAUUAGGUUAUUUAAUUUUUCUUUUCCCAGAAGUAUCUUGUUGAGAAGCCAUAUGUUUCAAAGUGAAAUGACCCUGUAUUUUUCCAUCCCUCACUUUAUUCAGGGCACAAAGCUGUAUGACUCCUUAGCAGUCAGAAGGAAAAGAUUGCAUUGUGGGGGAUUUUAGAUCUUUGAAAUAGUUUGGUUUCUCUCAUGUGUCAUACGGUUUAACUACAACAUAGGUAAUAAGCCUUCACACUGGAUCCCCGGGGGUGUGGGUUUUAGAGAUGUUACUUUGUGGUGAAUUGUCAUCUACAGUAUUAAAGGGAAGACAUACUCCUGCACACCACCACACCUUGUUUUUGAAGCCAGAGUCAUUGUAUGAUUUUAUUACCAGAAGUGCUAACCGGAAUGUGAUCUGGUUACUUUGGAAAUGCAGGAACUUAUAUGAAUGUACUGUAUAAUAAAAUGUGGGCUAAUCCCCAGGAAUUGAA
Molecule: messenger RNA, 5356 nt
Organism: Phodopus roborovskii (desert hamster)
Lineage: Eukaryota; Metazoa; Chordata; Mammalia; Rodentia; Cricetidae
Gene: Ipo8
Product: importin 8
Exons: 26
Coding region: 186-3302 (1038 amino acids)
Biological process (GO): protein import into nucleus
Cellular component (GO): cytosol; nuclear envelope
Molecular function (GO): small GTPase binding
Source: RefSeq, a predicted model, not a curated record